UGUGACUCUUACUGCAGAAACUGCGAGUGUCCACAAGACGACGAAAGAGGUUGGUUGAUUCGCCAUCUCCUCAAGGAGGCAUAAGAAAACGAACGCCAGUGAAACUCUAUAGCCCAUUUGCCAUCGAAUCCCCAGUCAGCCGGACUCACACCCACUACUUCACUCCUCGAAGGGAAGAGAAGGAGAACCCCAAAAGAACAUCACCCAGGCUGAAGAAGGAAUUAGGCCCUGCAUUUCAAGGUCCCAAGGUUUACAGCCCAAGCAAGGCUUUGCACAGGGACAUACAAGACCUGCAAAAGGGACUUGCAGAAUUGGAGGGCUUGGCCAUCACAAUCAAAAAGAGACCUGAGAUUUCGGACAAUAGGUCCAGGUCACCCGCGUUGGAAUCGUCCAACAACCAUGUGGAGUCCAGUUUGCACUGUUUUCCCUCCCUUGCGUACAUGUGGUCGGACGUCUCGCUCAGUCGUCCGCUUCCUCCUUCGGAAUUACUGGGUUCCAAGAUUGCUGAUGUGGUCCCCACCAACGUGACAACACCAUCCUUUUCUGACCUCGAGAGAGGCGGCAGCGAGGAGCUCGAGACGCUUCCUUUGGUCUGCAUCAAGCACAAGAGUUGGAGGAAGAGAGCAUUGAGAACGGUCUGGGACUUGACACCCUGUUCCCUCGGCAGGGGAGCAUUAAUGGACUCUGCAGGACCAAUGGGCGUCGUCCCAUCCAUUCCCAGGGACCUCCUCAACUCCGCGUUCUCCUCUUCUAAUGCCUCUUUCACCUUUUUCCUCCUCGGGCACUCCAUCUCCUCGUCCUCGAUCUCUCUCUUCACGACGGGAGACGACGGGAAUUCCACCACUCGGACGGGGCACGAAGGCCCCUUCGGCACGAUCAAGAUCGUCUUCAUCUCUGAGACUCGCCUGACCAAGGCCUCGAACGUUUCUGAUCGGGUGGAGGGAUCGCGACCCGCUUUUUCACCGUCCCUUCUUCCAUCCCUUCGGGAUGGGGUCAGCUCCACGCAAUGCCUCCUACGGAACUCCGUCGUGGCAGUCCGUCAUUGGAAUGGCUCCGGACGUGGUGCUCUCCCAUUGGCUGGCGGGGCGCUCUUCCGGGGUUCGCGAUCGUAUCAGUCCGCUGCGACGACGCUGUUUAUUCGAGGAUCGAACUGCGUCUUCGUUCCCGAUCUUCGGGCCACGAUAGAACGAAAAUACGCCAUCGUCCAGAAGGAAAGAGACCGAUGCGAUCGAAGGGACUCGUCGCGCCUCGCAUCGGGACCGGCCCCGUUCCUCGUCGGCGCGAAAGGAAGCGAGAUAGGGAUCGCCCGUUCCAGGUGGCAGCCGAGUGGAAAUAGCUGGAAGAAGUGCGAGCGUCUCGUCGGGUCGGUCGUGAGAUGGAACGAGUCGCGGUUUCUCUUACCUCCACGAGAAACUUUUCGUUACUACGUCAUGCCUGCUGUAAAAUCCACGAUUCGAUCGCGGAAAGUGAUGAAAGUAAAGGGGAGGGGAAGGCGAGGCCGCGACCUGGAAGGCAGGCGAGGCCGCGACAUGUAA
Messenger RNA from Darwinula stevensoni, 1535 nucleotides. Lineage: Eukaryota; Metazoa; Arthropoda; Ostracoda; Podocopida; Darwinulidae. The record is from the annotation of a GenBank genome assembly.